Nicrophorus vespilloides is the source of this 4141-nucleotide messenger RNA. RefSeq names its product splicing factor 3B subunit 3 (gene Sf3b3). Gene Ontology annotation, biological process: mRNA splicing, via spliceosome. The coding region runs from base 219 to 3869 and encodes 1216 amino acids. Gene Ontology annotation, cellular component: U2 snRNP; nucleus. The record is from RefSeq and is a predicted model, not a curated record. The transcript has 11 exons. Gene Ontology annotation, molecular function: protein binding; U2 snRNA binding. NCBI's taxonomy places the organism in Eukaryota, Metazoa, Arthropoda, Insecta, Coleoptera, Silphidae.
UCUUUUCCUUUUCGAACUCCAAGAAAGAAACACGCAAGUUUGUUUGGACUCCAGUUGAGUCGCCAGGGUUAUUUGCGGCACAAGGUUUCCUGACCUGGGCGGCGGUAACCGAUCGUACACCACGCUGAAAACAAAUAUGGACGCGUGCACUUUCGAUUUUUAAACAAUAUCUUCGAAAAUCCUGAUCGUUUCACUGCAUCUUCGAAUCAAAUCCAAACAUGUUUCUAUAUAACCUAACGCUGCAAAGGGCGACCGGCAUCACCCAUGCCAUCCACGGCAAUUUCUCGGGAACAAAAAUCCAAGAAAUUGUUAUAUCCAGAGGCAAGAGCUUGGAGUUGCUCAGGCCUGAUACAAAUACAGGAAAAGUACACACUGUAUUGACCGUUGAAAUAUUCGGCGUUAUAAGGUCGCUUAUGGCCUUUCGCUUAACGGGCGGUACAAAAGAUUAUAUUAUAGUUGGAUCUGAUUCAGGAAGAAUCGUGAUAUUAGAAUAUAUCCCAGCAAAAAAUAUCUUCGACAAAUUGCAUCAAGAGACGUUCGGUAAAUCCGGCUGCAGGAGAAUCGUGCCGGGACAAUAUAUUGCUCUGGACCCGAAAGGGCGAGGUGUUAUGAUUGGCGGCAUUGAAAAACAGAAAUUGGUGUUUAUUUUGAACAGAGACUCUGAAGCACGAUUAACCAUAUCUUCCCCACUAGAAGCGCAUAAAAGCAAUACAUUAGUAUACCACAUGGUUGGAGUGGAUGCUGAGUAUGAUAACCCAAUGUUUGCUUGCUUGGAAAUUGAUUAUGAGGAAGCCGAUUCUGAUCCUACCGGAGAAGCAGCACAGAAAACCCAACAAACGCUUACUUUUUACGAGUUAGAUUUGGGUGUAAAUCACGUUGUGAGAAAAUAUUCAGAACCACUAGAAGAACAUGCCAAUUUUUUGGUAACUGUUCCUGGAGGCAAAGAUGGUCCAUCUGGAGUUUUGAUUUGCUCUGAGAAUUAUUUAACAUAUAAAAAUCUGGGUGAUCAGCCUGAUAUUCGUUGUCCAAUUCCUAGAAGGAGAAAUGAUCUUGAUGAUCCUGAGAGAGGAAUGAUCUUUGUUUGCUCUGCAACACAUAAAACUAAAUCCAUGUUUUUCUUCCUUGCUCAAACUGAACAGGGUGAUAUAUUUAAGAUAACACUUGAAACUGAUGAUGACAUGGUGACAGAAAUCAAAUUGAAAUAUUUUGAUACAGUCCCUGUGGCAACUGCUAUGUGUGUUAUGAAAACUGGAUUUUUGUUUGUUGCUUCAGAAUUUGGAAACCAUUACUUGUACCAAAUUGCACAUCUUGGAGAUGAUGAUGAUGAAUUGGAGUUCAGUUCAGCAAUGCCUUUGGAAGAGGGUGACACUUUCUUCUUUGCGCCAAGACCACUUCGAAACCUGGUAUUGGUAGAUGAGCUGGAAUCUUUAUCUCCAAUUUUAUCUUGCAAAGUUGCGGAUUUGGCUGGAGAAGAUACUCCCCAAUUGUAUAUGCUGUGUGGAAGAGGUCCAAGGAGUUCUUUGAGAGUACUUCGCCAUGGCUUGGAAGUAUCAGAGAUGGCAGUUUCUGAACUACCAGCAAAUCCCAAUGCUGUCUGGACAGUCAAAAAGAAAAACGAUGAUAAAUAUGAUGCUUAUAUUAUUGUUUCCUUUCUUAACGCUACACUGGUAUUAUCUAUUGGCGAGACUGUGGAAGAAGUUACAGACAGUGGAUUCCUGGGAACAACGCCAACACUAUCGUGUUCAGCCCUUAGCGAUGAUGCUUUAAUUCAGGUUUACCCAGACGGUAUUCGACAAAUCUGUGCGGAUAAACGUGUUAAUGAAUGGAAAGCUCCUGGAAAGAAAACCAUCGUCAAGUGUGCUGUCAACCAGAGACAAGUUGUUAUUGCACUUAGUGGCGGAGAAUUGGUGUAUUUCGAGAUGGACAGACUUCACGAAUAUAAAGAACGCAAACGUAUGAACUCAGAUGUUGUGUGCAUGGCGCUUGCCAAUGUUCCACCAGGAGAGCAGCGUUCUUGGUUCUUGGCUGUGGGUUUGGCCGACAGCACAGUUCGUAUCAUGUCUUUGGAUCCCAACGAUUGCCUUUCUCCACGUUCAAUGCAAGCGUUGCCAGUAUGCGCGGAGAGCUUGUGCAUUGUUGAAAUGGGAUGUACUGAACGCAAUCCCGAAGACGCUGCUGCGGCAAGUACCACGAGUUCGUUAUACUUGAAUAUAGGGUUACAGAACGGUGCCCUUCUCAGAACAGUAUUAGAUCCAGUUUCUGGAGAUUUGACAGAUACAAGAACUAGAUAUUUGGGAUCAAGACCAGUAAAAUUGUUCCGUAUACAAAUGCAUAAUUCAGAGGCAGUUUUAGCUAUGAGCAGUCGCUCUUGGUUAAGUUACUAUUAUCAAAGUAGGUUCUAUCUGACCCCACUGUCUUAUGAGAGCUUAGAGUAUGCUUCCGGAUUCAGUUCUGAACAAUGUCCAGAAGGCAUUGUGGCCAUCUCCACAAAUACUUUGCGUAUUUUGGCUUUGGAAAAGUUGGGAGCAGUCUUCAAUCAAAUCUCUUUCCCAUUGGAAUACACUCCAAGAAAGUUUGUUAUACAUCCAGAGACAUCAAACUUGAUCAUAUUGGAAACUGAACACAAUGCAUACACGGAAGAAACUAAGAAGCAGCGUAGACUCCAAAUGGCCGAGGAAAUGCGCGAGGCUGCCGGAGAGGAAGAACAAGAAUUGGCUAAGGAAAUGGCAGACGCUUUCCUUAAUGAAGAUUUACCAGAAAACAUAUUCUCUGCCCCAAAAGCGGGUCAUGGAAUGUGGGCUUCAACAUUAAGAAUUCAAGAUCCAGUUCAUGGUACAACUCACAAAAUCAACAGAUUUGUUCAAAAUGAGGCAGCCAUGUCUCUUACACUUGUCAAAUUCCAUGGACAACCUGAACAUCAAUGGUUUUUGAUUGUCGGUGUAUCACGAGACCUCUUCCUCAAUCCUAGACAAUGCAGUGCUGGUUAUCUCGAUACCUACAAGGUCGAUCCGAGCUGUCGUGAAAUAGAAUUGAUCCACAGGACUCCUGUUGACGAAGUGCCUUACGCUUUGUGCGCCUACAAUGGACGUUUAUUGGCCGGAGUUGGUCGUAUGCUUAGAAUGUACGACUUGGGAAAGAAGAAGCUUCUGCGAAAAUGUGAGAACAAGCACAUUCCUAAUCUUAUCGUCAAUAUUCAAGCAAUGGGAAAGCGAAUUUACGUAGCCGAUGUACAAGAGUCUGUGUAUCUCAUAAGAUACAAACGCGCAGAAAAUCAGUUGAUCAUCUUCGCCGACGAUACCCAUCCGAGGUGGAUCACUUGCACUUCUAUCCUCGAUUAUGAUACUGUUGCAACAGCCGAUAAAUUUGGAAACAUCGCUAUUGUAAGAUUGCCUCCUAAUAUAAGCGAUGACGUAGACGAGGAUCCUACUGGGAAUAAGGCGCUGUGGGAUAGGGGUUUAUUGAAUGGUGCAUCGCAGAAGGCCGAUACCGUUGCUACAUUUCAUGUUGGUGAAACUGUUACUUCACUUCAGAAGGCCACUUUGAUUCCUGGUGGAUGGGAAUCUUUAAUUUAUACUACCCUUUCGGGCACAGUAGGUGUGUUGGUUCCAUUCACCGCGCACGAGGAUCACGAUUUCUUCCAGCAUCUCGAGAUGUACAUGCGCAGUGAAAAUUCUCCGCUUUGCGGAAGAGACCACCUAUCGUACAGAAGUUACUACUAUCCCGUGAAGAAUGUGAUCGAUGGUGAUUUGUGUGAGCAGUACAACUCCCUGGAUCCGGCCAAGCAGAAGAGCAUUGCGAACGAUCUGGAAAGAACGCCAGCGGAAGUGUCCAAGAAGUUGGAGGAUAUCAGAACGCGAUACGCCUUCUAAUUUAUUUAUCAUAUUGAUAAUGUACAUAGUAAUUACAUUUUCUGUAAACAUGAAUUAUAACUUAUUCAAACGUCAAGGAUUCCAAAGACUAUUAAGUUUAAAGGUCAACCUGCAAUUUCCCAUAUUGUUGUGGCAUCUCUAAUUAAAGAAUACCAUUGGCAAUGUUUUAACAGUUCGAUUACUCAAUUCAUGCAAGAUUCAAAUUCUUUUUACAACAAGGUAUUCCAUUUUUUAAAUCUAUUCUGUUAGUCAUUAUUUUUGUAUUUCUUUUG